AUGGGAGAUUUUCAAUAUGUUAAAACUCAACAAGAGGUUAAACAAUAUUUACAAGUUCAAAAGAAUCCUUUAGGUGUUGUUAAAUGUGACUUGGGAUGGAAAACAGUAGUUUAUGAAGAAGGGUCUAUCAAGGUGAAUACUUUUAUGUUUCCUGUAUUUGUGUACUCUACCAAAAUCGAUGAGAUUACAGUUGGAACAUCACCAGUACCAGAUGUCAAUCAAUUAAAAGGAUUCAAUGUAGAGUGUGCACCUGCCAACCAAGAUUGUAGAUCGGCUGCUAGCAACACUAUAGAGUCGAGUGAUUCGCAACAGCCAAUCACCAAUCUCUUUGACUAUGGAUCAUCUAUUCCAAAUCAAACCAAAACACCCUACAAAGUACCAACUACCCUCCCCUCUGGAACCUAUGGAGUGUAUCAAACGAGCAUGAUGUAUUGCUACAGCCUACCAAAACCAGAUCCCAAACUAGUACAAGGUUCCCAAUUUGGAUGGAGAAAGAAUCAUUUGUUGAUUCAAGCCAUCACAUCGGUACAUAGAAAGGAUACAUUCUUUAUUCCAAUUGAUCAAGCACCAAAAACCUACACCACCAAUGAACUCAUCGAUGCUUAUUUCAAUGGAACUGGUCCAACUGAAAAGAAUCUCGUACAACACUAUCACCAACAAUUGGCUGAAGCUGAUAGACAACAUGCUUGUCAAUGA
Messenger RNA from Cavenderia fasciculata, 696 nucleotides. RefSeq lists its product as uncharacterized. Gene Ontology annotation, biological process: regulation of aggregate size involved in sorocarp development. The coding region runs from base 1 to 696 and encodes 231 amino acids. NCBI's taxonomy places the organism in Eukaryota, Evosea, Eumycetozoa, Acytosteliales, Cavenderiaceae. The record is from RefSeq and is a predicted model, not a curated record. The transcript has 2 exons.